AGAGUUAGGUAUUAUUUUGGGGGCAAAAGCCAUGAUUGAGAUAAUUGGCUUCCUGACACAAAGUCAUGAUUGAACCUUCACCCUUUCCCCCGCCCCCCACCACCUCUAUUCUCUCUUCUUUCUAUAUAACCCCCUCCCUCACCCCCACUCCCUUCACCAUCCACCCCUCCUCUCUCUCUCUCUCUCUCAGCUUCACGCCAUCAAAACCCUAACCCUAAAUCACUGUGAUUUUACUCAGACAAGCUACACAGCCAGGAGUUCUUUUGGGCUUUUAUCAUGAUGGUUGACAAGGAGGACUUGGGUUUGAGCUUGAGCUUAAGCUUUCCUCAGGACGCACAUCGUCCGCUACAGUUGAAUCUGAUGCCUUCGUUGCUUCCUGCCUCUUCCUCUUCUCCUUCUCCUUCUCCCUUCGCUCUUCAGAAACCUUCAUGGCACGACGCCUUUCCCUCUUCUGAUCGAACCUCAGAGACAUGCAGAGGCGAUGCCAGAUCGUUCCUCCGUGGAAUAGAUGUGAACCGCUUGCCAUCGACGGCCGACUGCGAAGAAGAGGCCGGCGUUUCAUCACCAAACAGCACGAUUUCCAGCGUAAGCGGGAAAAGAAGCGAGAGAGAAGCAAACGGAGACGAGCAUGAGAUGGAGAGAGCUUGUUCUCGCGGAAUCAGCGACGAAGAAGAUGGCGACACUUCGAGAAAGAAGCUUAGACUCUCUAAGGAUCAGUCCGCGAUUCUCGAAGAAAACUUCAAAGAACACAACACUCUCAAUCCAAAGCAAAAGCUGGCCUUGGCUAAGCAACUGAACCUGAGACCAAGACAGGUGGAGGUGUGGUUUCAGAACAGAAGGGCAAGGACCAAGUUGAAGCAAACGGAGGUUGACUGUGAGUUCUUGAAGAGAUGCUGCGAGAAUCUGACGGAGGAGAACAGACGGUUGCAGAAGGAGGUGAAUGAGCUGAGAGCACUGAAACUUUCCCCACAGUUCUACAUGCAAAUGACCCCACCCACAACCCUCACCAUGUGCCCAUCAUGUGAGCGUGUGGCGGUCCCACCUCCCUCGUCGGAGGCUCGCUCCCACCAGAUGGCCACCACCCACCACCGUCCCAUCCCCAUCAACCCUUGGGCCACCGCCACUCCCAUCCCCCACCGCCCCUUCGACGCCCUCCAUCCUCGCUCCUGAUUAUCACAGUUGUCGAAGGGCUUUUUGGUCAUUAAAAAUUAUGUGUACGAAAGGAGAGGGAAGGAGGGGAAGGGUAACAGUUUUAACAGUUUGGAUAGUGGAAUCAAUUUCCAUCUAGUCUAAUGGUUGCUAGAACGUGAUUUGGUGGGUCACCAUGUUUUGUUGUAUUGAGUAUUUGACCCAUCUCUUCUCUCUUUCGCGGAGGCGACAACCUUUUCUUUUCUAGCCUAGUUCUCUCUCUCGGGAUUUUGGUGGUACUCUUUGUAUACUUCUUCCCAGGUAGCGGAAGAGGGGACUUUGGCUGUAAAGUGGUCCUUUUCUAAUUGUUUAACUUAAGUUCAAGAGAUGUAGUGGUCUGAAAAAUAUCAAUCAAGUAUGAUGAUUACAGAGGAA
Molecule: messenger RNA, 1563 nt
Organism: Vitis vinifera (wine grape)
Lineage: Eukaryota; Viridiplantae; Streptophyta; Magnoliopsida; Vitales; Vitaceae
Product: homeobox-leucine zipper protein HAT4
Exons: 4
Coding region: 277-1170 (297 amino acids)
Biological process (GO): regulation of DNA-templated transcription
Cellular component (GO): nucleus
Molecular function (GO): DNA-binding transcription factor activity, RNA polymerase II-specific; sequence-specific DNA binding
Source: RefSeq, a predicted model, not a curated record